This is a messenger RNA of Morus notabilis, 3681 nucleotides long. Its product is annotated as extra-large guanine nucleotide-binding protein 1. Lineage: Eukaryota; Viridiplantae; Streptophyta; Magnoliopsida; Rosales; Moraceae. Gene Ontology annotation, molecular function: GTPase activity; guanyl nucleotide binding; G-protein beta/gamma-subunit complex binding. Gene Ontology annotation, biological process: G protein-coupled receptor signaling pathway. The record is from RefSeq and is a predicted model, not a curated record. The coding region runs from base 438 to 3413 and encodes 991 amino acids. The transcript has 8 exons.
CACCUCCACCCACCACUUUCCCAACACAUUUUCCUUCUUCCCAAACAACUUGCUCAUCCUCUUCCUCCUCGCUUUUGGAUUUCCCAAUAUUUUUGUCUUUCCCUUUCCCACGAUCUUUUCUCUUCUCUCUCUCUCUCCUUUUCCUCUCUUCCACUCCAUGCCUCAGAAAUUUCAAAUCCCUUCCCUCAUUUUCCCCAAAACUCCUUUUUCUCUCUUCACUUCCAAGCGAAUUCCCAAUUUUACUUACAGCUCUGGACUCGGAUUUUGAUUUUUCUUUGCUAAAUUUUUCAAUUUUCACUCAACAGAUUGAUUUGAUUUCGAAUUUUUCCGGUUAAGAUCACGGUUCCGACUUAGAUGGUUCGGUUUUGCUGUUCUUUGUUGAGCAAUCGGAGCUAGGUUUCACGGUGGAGCUAGGGUUUGUUUCUGAGCUCGAGAAAAUGCCCCCGGAGGGCACGGCGGUCGCCGGCGCCACCGAUGGGUCCCAGUACUCGUUUGCGGUUGAGUAUAAUGGCCCUCCCGUGACCUACGACAUUCCCCGCGCCGUUCCGAUCAACGUGGAGAAGAUUCCGGUGGCGGCCGUCGUGUCGCAGGUGCCGUUGUCCGAAACUCUGUCGUUGCCAGUGGUCCAGCCGGUGUUGGCCUCGGCGUCUCUGAGGAAAAAUUUCUCCAAAGAGCUCGAACUGCUGGGAUCUUCAAAAACUACGGUUUCCCCAACUUCCGUGAUCGCCUUCGAGCGUAGCGGCAGCGGAGGCGACGAUGGUGGCGAUUCUGGAGAUUCCGGUGAUUCGGCUUUGUCGAAAGAACUGGAAUUGGGCUCUGGUGCGACCGUUUCGCCGACUUCCGUGAUCGCUUUCGAGGAGAGAUCUCCGGAGAAUCGCGAUGGCGGUUGUGCCUUGUCCGGCGAAUUGAGUAGCUCAGGUGCGUUGGAAUUUUCUAAUACGAAUUUCGAGUCUGGUGAAUUGUCGGAUUUAGCUAAUAGCUCUAGGGUAUUGGGGUCGUCUUCCAUUAGUCAUGAGCACUCUCAGGAGUUGUUGGUUGGAGCUGGGAGUUCCAGUACAAUAGAGUUCUCGGAUAGCUUUGAUAAAUCACGGGGAAGAAGUUUAAGAACUUUGAGGGAAACUAGUGGUAGGAACGAGAGUUUAGAUUUGAACGAUUUGAAUCAAUCCGACUGGGCAUCGACCGAGUCGGUAUUGAGUUUGGAUUAUCCGUCGUCUCGGGUUUCGUCUAUAAAGGCUGCGGAUUGCAAUAACGUAUUGAUUUCCGAUGUGAGACGGCCUCAAGUGGUGACGUUUCGUGAUAUUGAAUCGGAUGGCGGUGCUGAUGAGGAAUUCAGUAUGGAUGAGCCUGAGAUUCGUCCAGCCGUCAAGAGAGAACCUCAAACGAAGGGGAAGAAAGGUUCUUGUUACCGAUGUUUUAAGGGAAAUCGGUUUACGGAGAAGGAGGUCUGCAUUGUUUGUGACGCAAAGUAUUGCAGUAGUUGUGUGCUAAGAGCUAUGGGGUCAAUGCCAGAAGGUCGGAAAUGUGUUACUUGCAUCGGGUUUCCCAUUGACGAAUCAAAGAGAGGGAAUUUGGGAAAGUGCUCAAGGAUGCUCAAGCGGCUUCUGAAUGAUUUGGAGGUUCGACAAAUAAUGAAAGCCGAGAAGUUUUGCGAAGCAAAUCAGCUACCACCAGAAUAUGUUUGUGUGAAUGGAAAACCUCUUUGUCAUGAGGAGCUAGUCAUACUACAAACCUGCCCCAACCCACCAAAGAAGCUAAAACCAGGAAACUAUUGGUACGAUAAAGUGUCUGGUCUUUGGGGAAAGGAGGGACAGAAGCCUUCCAAAAUAAUUAGUCCCCAUCUUAAUGUUGGGGGUCCAAUUAUGGCAGACGCAAGCAAUGGAAACACUCAAGUUUAUAUGAACGGUCGAGAGAUUACGAGAGUAGAGCUUCGGAUGUUGCAGUUGGCGGGAGUUCAAUGUGCUGGUAAUCCGCACUUUUGGGUCAAUGAAGAUGGAUCAUACCAAGAAGAGGGACAGAAGAAUACAAAAGGAUAUAUAUGGGGCAAGGCUGGCACAAAGCUUGUCUGUGCUGUCUUGUCGCUACCAGUCCCUUCUAAAUCCGUGAAUACUUAUGGAGAGCCACUAAGCAAUCAACUAAGCAGAUCUGUGCCUGACUACUACCUUGAGCAAAGAACGCUUCAGAAGAUUCUUGUUGUUGGAUAUAAUGGAUCUGGCACGAGUACUAUAUUUAAGCAGGCUAAAAUUCUAUACAAAGACGUUCCUUUUUCGGAGGAUGAGCGAGAAAAUAUCAAGCUGAGAAUCCAGAGUAAUGUAUACGGCUAUCUUGGUAUACUCCUUGAGGGCCGUGAGCGGUUUGAAGAUGAAUGUUUGGCUGAGAUGAGGAAGCAACGAUCUUCUUGUAAAACAGAACCUAUUGGAAACUCUGACGACAGUGAUGACAAAAAUCUUUAUUCCAUUGGCCCAAGGCUGAAAUCAUUCUCUGAUUGGCUUCUCAAGACCAUGGUCUCAGGCAAUUUGGAAAUCAUUUUUCCAGCUGCUAGUCGGGAAUAUGCUCCACUAGUUGAAGAGUUAUGGAAUGAUGCAGCAAUUCAGGCUACAUACAAGCGAAGAAGUGAGCUGGAAAUGCUACCCAGUGUUGCAAGUUACUUCUUAGAGCGGGCUGUUGAAAUUCUGAGAAUGGAUUACGAACCCUCGGAUUUGGAUAUCCUCUAUGCCGAGGGUGUUACUGCAUCAAAUGGGCUUACUUGUGUUGACUUCUCAUUUCCCCAGGCAGCGUCUGACGAUCUCAUUGAUGCGGGUGAUCAACAUGAUUCUUUGACUAGGUACCAACUUAUUAGAGUACAUGCAAGAGGACUUGGAGAAAACUGCAAGUGGCUAGAGAUGUUUGAAGACAUUGGACUGGUCAUGUUCUGCGUUUCAUUAAGUGACUAUGAUCAGUAUGCUUCUGAUGCGGAUGGAUCAAUCACCAACAAGAUGUUGCUGACCAGGAGAUUCUUCGAAAGCAUCGUCACCCAUCCAACCUUUGAGCACGUCGACUUUCUUUUGAUACUAAACAAGUUUGAUUUGUUUGAGGAAAAGGUAGAACGAAUACCGUUAACCCAGUGUGAAUGGUUUGAUGAUUUUCAUCCGCUGAUAAGCCGGCAUCGAUCCACCAGCAACAGUAACAGCAUCAACCAUAACCCUACACUUGGUCAGAUUGGUUUCCACUACGUUGCAGUGAAAUUCAAGAGGCUCUAUUCUUCGUUGACUGGGAAAAAGUUGUUUGUUUCUCCUGUGAGGGGAUUGGAGCCUAAUAGUGUCGACGCGGCUCUUAAAUACGCGAGAGAGAUUUUGAAAUGGGACGAAGAGAGAGGAAACUUCAGCUUGAGUGAAUACUCGAUCUAUAGCACCGAGGCAAGCUUCUUUUCUCAUUAAUCUUUACGCCAUAAAAAAGGAUUGUAAAUGAUAUAACUCCUGCGUGACAUUGAUCGCUGCCAUGCCAGUGUAAAUAUAUUGGCUUGUAAUUUGUAUAUGAGCAAUAGAAGAUUGUUUCUUUCCACGAACUGUUCCAGGUACAAAUCAUUCUAGGUUGUACCAACACAGUUCUGCUAUUGUGCAACUAUUGAGAGAAUUCUAGAGUAUAUGGCCGCAACAUUUGUAAUCACAAGUUAGCAAUCAUAUGUUUCAGUGUCUUGCUCAUGUC